Messenger RNA from Sparassis crispa, 165 nucleotides. RefSeq lists its product as hypothetical. Lineage: Eukaryota; Fungi; Basidiomycota; Agaricomycetes; Polyporales; Sparassidaceae. The record is from RefSeq and is a predicted model, not a curated record. The transcript has a single exon. Bases 1 to 165 code for a protein of 54 amino acids.
AUGAUGGCGCAGCUCCACAUCCUGCGCUUUUCGCUCUUCCGAAUGGCCGUUCUAAAGAGGAAGGGUCGAUAUGGGGCAACAGAGCGUACAGAUGCUGCUGUCUAUGGCGCGAAAGAGGACGACGGCCUCGCCAUCCACGAUCGCAGCGACGUCGAUCCAGUUUGA